Messenger RNA from Lasiodiplodia theobromae, 1497 nucleotides. Its product is annotated as HSP90 co-chaperone cdc37. The transcript has 3 exons. NCBI's taxonomy places the organism in Eukaryota, Fungi, Ascomycota, Dothideomycetes, Botryosphaeriales, Botryosphaeriaceae. The coding region runs from base 1 to 1497 and encodes 498 amino acids. Gene Ontology annotation, molecular function: protein-folding chaperone binding; protein kinase binding; heat shock protein binding. Gene Ontology annotation, biological process: protein folding; protein stabilization. The record is from RefSeq and is a predicted model, not a curated record. Gene Ontology annotation, cellular component: cytoplasm.
AUGCCUAUUGACUACAGCAAAUGGGACGCGCUGGAGCUCAGCGAUGACUCCGACAUCGAAGUCCACCCCAAUGUCGACAAGCGCUCCUUCAUCCGUGCAAAGCAGGAGCAGAUCCACAUGGAGCGCGCCCAGCGCCGCCACCAGAUCACCACCCUGAAGUACGAACGUAUCAUCAACGAUGGCCUUAUGGAGCGUAUCGACAACCUCCUCACUGCCCUGAAGUCUCACAGAGACAGCGCAUCUCCUGAGAAUGCCGACCAGCUCGUCUUCCAGUCUAUGAUGGAGUCUGCCGUCGACCCGUCACAAGACCAGCCCCCGCCACCUCCCGAGGGUGUACACACACAGAUCAAGCACAAGCCCACGUGGUCACAAAUGUUGGCAGCCUUGAUCGAUGAGGUCAAGAAGGAAGUCGACGAGAAGAAGCCAGAGAGCCGGUACGAGGGCUUCAUCACUCAGGUGCAAUCGCACAGGGACAGGGUGGCUGGUCUGCAAAAGGAGCUCCUGGCCAAGCUUGCCGAGCUGGAGAAGGAGGACAAGAAGCACAUCACCAGCGAUGAUAUCCACACGGGCUUCGAUUACUCGAACGUCAAGAAGGGCGAGCAGGCCUCGUCCUCGUCAAAGCCUGCGCAGCAGGAAUCGGUUGAGCUCCUCAAUCCUGGCCGUCCGGACAUGUCUCGCACCGACACUGGCCAAUCUUCUGGCGCUGAUGCGGAUGUGGAGGACGAUGACCCUGACAACAUCAAGGCCAGCCCCGAUGCGAAGGCCUUCGCCAAGAUCAAGAUGGAUGAUUACCGCACCAGUCUGCAAUUCAUUUCGACGCACCCGAAUAUUCUCAAGGAAAGGGAGACGGAUGGCUUGUUGGUUGAGGCCUUCGAUGCGGAGCUCGAGGGAAAGCAUGCGUAUGCCCACCAGUGCGUGCAUGCAGCGCUGCUUAUCCAGUACUGCCGCCAGCUUGGCAAGGACGGCGUGCAGCUUUUCUUCAAGCGUAUCACGACCAAAGACCACCAAGCGCGGAAGCUCUUCAGGGACGAUGUGGACAACACGUAUAGGCGCAUCAAUACGCGUGCGGCUGAGAUCCUCGAAGAGCGCAAGAACAACCCCGAACCCGAAGGUGUUGAGCAAAUUCAGUUGCACGCCGUUGAUCCCAACACGACAAUUAACAUCCGCGUCCCCCUGCCCAUCGAUGAGUCGAAUCCGGACUCGCUGAGCGAUGACAACAAGAUCGCACGGACAAUCUUCGAGACGUUCCCGCCAGGCCUGCAGCGGGCUCUGGAAAGCGGCAAGCUUGAUGAAGUGAACAAGGUUCUGGCGAAGAUGAGCGUGGACGAGGCGGAGCAGGUGGUGGAACAGCUCGGCAAUGGCGGCAUGCUCAGCCUGGAGGAGGGCGUGAUUGACGCAACUACGGAGGAGGGCCAGGCCAAGGUCAAGGAGAUUGAGAAGACGGGCCGCAUGCCGGGCGAGGUGGACGAGGCGCAGCUGGCGGCAGACCCGGAGUAA